AUGUACUUCUACAGGUCGUCCAGCCAUGUUGACCCAGACGACAGAGGCGAAGGUGGAAGCCGAUUAACUACAAGCGCAGACGUCAACCUUCGUAGCAGCCCUGUCAACUCCCCAGCAUCUUCAGAUGAAGACCCUGAGGACUUCUCCGACAUCGGGUCCGUCUAUGACUUUGUAGAGGUCUCUGCACAGAGAACUGAAGGCGACCAAAACACUGCCGGCACGUCUUCGAGUCAUUCCAGACGAAACACGAUCAACUUGGACGACGAUGAAGACAUGAGGGUUGAAGAUGUCGACUUGAAUGCUGCCACGGUUAUUCAAACCGACGAGGCCGUACAUAGGAGCUGGCAGGAGCAAAUUCAUUGCACAGACAAAGACCCCAGUGAAGAUAUUGAAGAAACCGCAAACCCGUGGGCGUUGUUCCAGUCCGAGAUGGACUGGAGAUUCGCGUCAUGGGCCGUUCAGGAGGGCCUGAGCCAAGGCUCUGUAGACCGAGUCUUGGAGAUUCCUGGGUUUCAGGAAAGACUAGGUCUGUCCUAUCACAACUCACGCUCCCUGCUUCAGCGAGUGGAUUCGCUUCCAGAGUGUGCCGAAUGGAAGGAGCGUUGGCUGAGCUUCAAGGACCGACCAAACAAGCGCCACCUAGUCCAGUUUCGAGACAUCAUCGAAGCCAUUAGGACUUUGUUGGGCAACCCGGCGCAUGCAGGUCAGAUCGUCUAUGGUCCGCGUCGCAUCUUCAGCGACGCAUCGUGA
Messenger RNA from Fomitopsis serialis, 750 nucleotides. RefSeq lists its product as uncharacterized. NCBI's taxonomy places the organism in Eukaryota, Fungi, Basidiomycota, Agaricomycetes, Polyporales, Fomitopsidaceae. The transcript is spliced from 3 exons. The record is from RefSeq and is a predicted model, not a curated record. The coding region runs from base 1 to 750 and encodes 249 amino acids.